This is a messenger RNA of Cutaneotrichosporon oleaginosum, 1368 nucleotides long. RefSeq lists its product as uncharacterized. Gene Ontology annotation, molecular function: rRNA (adenine) methyltransferase activity. Gene Ontology annotation, cellular component: nucleolus. Lineage: Eukaryota; Fungi; Basidiomycota; Tremellomycetes; Trichosporonales; Trichosporonaceae. The record is from RefSeq and is a predicted model, not a curated record.
ACAGCACACCUACGUCGUGAACACCUCCAAGACGCCGUGACGGGGGGAGCGAGACCAAGCCAAGACGCGCGUAUGAGCUGAGAGGGUGAGAGCAAUGAGAUGUGGACGGAAGAGGUAUGCUGCACAUGACGUCGAUGCCGAUCCCCAUCACCGUUCCUCGACACGGGACCUAAUUCGGUUGUGGACAACUCUCGAAUCUUGGACUGGACGUCUCCCGGAUUCUAGUCGAAGGCGGGUUUUGCCACUGCUCAUCGAGUCAUGGGUCGGACAAAACGAGCGCGCAAGGUCCCCCUGGUCGCCACAGAAAAGCCAGUGUCGUCUACCUCACAUCGGGUAACCCAGUCGACGAUUUCGCGAUUCCAUACUCUCCUUAAACGACGGAAACGGAUCGAGCGGCAGUUGGCGAGUUCGGCAUCUUCUGAAAGGCAUGAGACUCUGGAGAAGGAGUUGGCAGAGAUCAACGGCCAGUUGACUGAGAUGGGUGGCCUGGAGGCGUACCAACAAGCAAGCUCCCUAGGUCAGUCAUCUCAGCGGGGAGGCGACUCCUCACACGUUCUCAUCAAAUGGCUCAAAGGUCUCCGCACUCUCACCACUUGGGUUCUGCCGCUCCGCAUGUUGGAGAUUGGGGCUCUGACGCCGAACAACUACGCGUCCUGUUCAAAGUGGAUACAGAACCAUCCCAUAGACCUCCGGUCUCGACACCCGAGCAUCAUACAAGAGGAUUUCCUUCUUCGCAGCGAGCCGCAGACGGAUGAGCAACGUUUCGACGUGAUAAGCUGCAGCUUAGUGUUGAACUUUGUACCGGAUCCGAGGGAGCGAGGACGAAUGCUUCGCCUCUGUCGCGCUCAUCUGCUCCCUCGACCCUCCUCGAUGUUGUUCAUCGUCCUCCCCUUCCCGUGUGUCAACAAUUCGCGAUACACCACCACCGAAUCGUUCAAACAGCUCGUCACUUCCUUAGGCUUCAAACUGGAGCAAGAGCAUUGGCGGCCCCACGGCAAAGUGGCAUACUGGUUGUUCCGAUGGGAUGUGGCUACAAGGGAUAUCUCGCAGUUCCGGCGAAAGCGGAUACUCAACGAUGGAGCGACAAGGAACAACUUCACAAUCCUCAUAGAAUGAUUAUAACAGGAUCACGAGUAUCAAGAGAAUGAUGAGGAUAAGGAUGAGGAUGGCGAUGCACCAUGAGCUGCGAGUGUCUUCAUUCUUGCGGAGAAAGUCUGUCAUUGUCCUGGUAACUCUUGACAGUCGCGACUGUGUAGAGUCGACCCGUGUCGACAGCUCGUCCAGCAUUUCGCUAUGCUCCGUUACCUCCUGCCCGAUCAACCCCGCUUGAGAGGCCAGUGUUGAGAGCGUUCCAGAGAUGUAGCCGAG